Suillus clintonianus is the source of this 985-nucleotide messenger RNA. RefSeq lists its product as uncharacterized. The record is from RefSeq and is a predicted model, not a curated record. Gene Ontology annotation, cellular component: membrane. Gene Ontology annotation, molecular function: protein C-terminal S-isoprenylcysteine carboxyl O-methyltransferase activity. Gene Ontology annotation, biological process: C-terminal protein methylation. Bases 190 to 912 code for a protein of 240 amino acids. Lineage: Eukaryota; Fungi; Basidiomycota; Agaricomycetes; Boletales; Suillaceae. The transcript is spliced from 2 exons.
UGGGGCUGGGGCUGCCUCUUGGCGAAAUAUGUGACACAGUUUUAGCGGAAAUUUACAAAGUAGUGGGCACUCACGAAGUGACCGUACUACCGUAUACGGCCCUGGUAGAAUGUGUCUCAGCGGAUCGAAUACGGCUUCAGCGAGGUGUUCGUGUAUAAAAAACAACCGUUGAAAUGGUCAAUUUUCUUAAUGAACAUGGAGUCCUUUCUCAAAGUUGCAUUGAUCCUCUCGUCUGCUAUCGCGCAAGAAAUAACGUUCACACCCCCAAACGUCCCCCUGAGAAAAGAGAUUGUUUACCAAACAUCUAAUGAGUGGAUCUUCAAUCUGCUUAUCACAUACGGGCUCCCGACUUUGAAGGCAAAUUACUGGGCUGGUUCUUUUGCAGAAAUCGCUACCAUUGUCUAUCGCACAUCAAACUUCAACUCUCUUUCCGCGGUACAGGCCAUCGCACAAUAUGCGGUCGGUCUAAGUAUCCGUAAUACGCCCAUCACUAUCUCUUUCGUUUUGGGCACCGCAUUCGCUGUCAUAGGGUGUCUCAUCCGCCGGCAGUGUUAUCGCACCCUCGGUCGCUUUUUUACAUUCCAACUCAGUGUCCGCGAAGGGCAUCAUAUUGUCACAACCGGACCCUACGCGAUCGUACGCCAUCCAUCCUACACAUCAGGUCUUAUGCAUGCUAUCGGCGCGCUGAUACUGCACGGAUCACCUGAUUCAUGGCUUAGACACUCCGGGGUUUUAGAUAUCCCUGGAGUCAAAACAGUUGUGGUAACAUGGCUAGCGGGAAUCAUACUUCUUAUGACAAACGGCUUGUUCAGGGUCAGCGAAGAGGACGAAAUGCUGAAGAGAACUUUCGGAGACGAGUGGGAGAGGUGGGCGAAGGUAGUCAGGUACCGGCUGAUACCUGGUAUCUACUGAACACAGCGCGCAUGGCGCAUUACUUAGUGUUGUGCGACGGGUCUAUUGAACUCUGCGCCGUUGAAUUCCACGG